AGAAAUACAUAAGGAAAGCUGUAUCCAGAUUCAGAACAUGGAACCAAGAUAGAGGUGGCUCAGAUAAGGCCACUAGACUGGACAUGAAGCACUGAACAGAAAUGAUGCAUCAGAGCUUUGCUGUGAACUGCAUUUUUUUCAAAUGUAAAUUUGAUAAGCUAUGCAAGUUCCGUUUUAUGAGGUUUUUUGCUAGACUGGAUAUUGCUAGGAGAUACUGUAAACUUUGCAUAUUAACAUUCUGAGCAAAAUUCUACUAAUAAAAUGAAUGGCCCAAGAGAUACUUAAAAACAGGCUAAAGAAAAAUACUGGUGAAAUUCCUCCAUCUAGUGGCUGUUAGCACACUCACAGCAGCAGUGACAGCCCAUCACAGCUAUUCACUAUUUCAUAAUCCUAGGACAAGUGCAAAAUGGGUGAAGAACAACUGUGCAGCUGCCAGCUGUUUAUCCAAAUGGCACUGCCUGAAGAAAUCAGUGAGAUGCAACUCACGUUGCUCCAUCUCUACAGCUCCAGCCUGACCUUCCGGAUGGAGCGAAUAUGAGUUACAUCGACAGAAGACAUUCAGAUCAUGGCAUUAGAGAUUCCUCUAAUGACUGCAUUUCCAGCAAUAACCAGGAUGGAAGAUUAAGAAGAAAUACCGCAGAUGGAGUAGCAACAGUAAAGCUGAGCGGUUCAUUACACCUAUCUGAAAAUGCACCCACUAAGCUUCAAAGCACAGACAGAAGGCAAAGCAGCAUAAUGUUUGUGAUGAAAGAACAUCAACAGAAAGGUGAGGAAAUUAAUUCUAUGAGGCUCCAUAAACGGAGGAGGAGAUUUGUAAUUAAAAAGAGCCCUAUUCUGAUUUCAGUGAACAGCUCUACGCACAGCCUGCCCACACUUAAAUCUGAAGACAGAAAUAAUAAGUGGAAAAGUCUCCAUCAAAUCCAAACAGAAAGAAAGAGGAUAAUGAGGGAAACUUGUUCUAAAUACAAGAGUAAUAAUAGGAGAAUAAUCACUCCUUAUCAUGUUUCUAGAAUAUUUGUAGAAGACAAAUACAGAGUUUUAUACUGUGAAGUACCAAAAGCUGGAUGUUCUAACUGGAAACGGGUACUCAUGGUUCUUAAUGGCCUGGCUUCUUCCACAAAAGAUAUCCAGCACAACACAGUGCACUACGGAAACUAUUUAAAAAGGUUGGAUGGGUUUGACCGCAAAGGAAUUUAUCACAGGCUCAACACUUACACAAAGAUGCUUUUUAUUCGUGAACCUUUUGAAAAGUUGGUAUCUGCAUUUCGGGACAAGUUUGAACAUCCAAACAAUUACUAUCAUCCAGUUUUUGGAAAAGCCAUCAUUUCCCGAUAUCGUGUCAAUGCCACCAAAGAAGCAUUAAGGACAGGCUCUGGAGUCAAAUUUAAAGAGUUCAUUCAAUAUCUCCUUGAUGUACACAGGCCAGUGGGUAUGGACAUCCACUGGGAUCAUGUCAACAGGCUUUGCAGCCCAUGUUUGAUAGACUACGACUUUGUGGGGAAAUUUGAAAGCAUGGAAGAUGAUGCAAACUUUUUCUUGCACCUAAUUGGUGCUCCGCAGAAUUUGACUUUCCCUAAGUUUAAAGACAGGCAUUCCAAUGAAGAAAGAACUACCACUAAAAUUACACAACACUAUUUUGCACAGCUUUCUCCUUCUCAAAGACAGCGCAGUUAUGAUUUUUACUAUAUGGAUUAUCUGAUGUUUAACUAUUCAAAGCCUUUCGAAGAUUUAUACUGAUUUGAGAACAGAGACACUUCUACAGUCGUAACAGCUGAAUUGCAUAACAAACCCAGGUAGCUUCUGUUAUAGAUAUACUCGUCUGUUUAGUAAACAAUUGGUUGAAGAGCAACAGAAAACAUAGAAACACAGAACAUAAAUGGCUAGUGAUGUUUACAUCUUCACCUUAAUUGCCUCCUUUUUCAAAUCAUAUUUUUUCUAUAAUUUCUCUGUAUGAAAUGUAUGUACAUAUAUGUAUAAUCUUACAUGUCAGGGCGCACAA
Molecule: messenger RNA, 1999 nt
Organism: Struthio camelus australis
Lineage: Eukaryota; Metazoa; Chordata; Aves; Struthioniformes; Struthionidae
Source: RefSeq, a predicted model, not a curated record